Molecule: messenger RNA, 174 nt
Organism: Plenodomus lingam JN3
Lineage: Eukaryota; Fungi; Ascomycota; Dothideomycetes; Pleosporales; Leptosphaeriaceae
Source: RefSeq, a predicted model, not a curated record
AUGAUUUGUCGAUCACGUCUGCCUCCAGAUACUUCGGAUCGCAAAUACUUUUCCUAUCACGUUGGCCAUGGCAAUCAACAAGGCAUUGGCGCGGUUAGGGAGCAUCUCCAUGCCCCAUGUUUAGCUGGUGGACUCUUCGAUACUCUCUUCCUCACUGAAAACGAUGGAGUCUGA